UUUCAAACUCAUUCGCCAGUAGCGGACUGGAGCUCUGUGCCUCUCUAAUUUCUAAAUCAGUAUGUUGCGAGUGCAGGAGUGAGUUAACGGGAGCAGCUGCUGAGAUGAAGCGUUGGAGCAGAGAGCAGAGGAGCAGUGGAUGUUUACGAGUCAGAUCUGCUGGAGGAGAGCAGAGGAGCAGAAGAGGGGGGCGGGCCAUGCUUCUGUGGAUUAUUCUCUGCAGCUCACAUUUAGUCUGUGUCUAUGGGCAGAUGAGCAUCCCACCGGAAAUUGUGCAGAAAUGGGCCGUGUCUUUUGGAAAGCAGCUAAAUGCCUUAUCCGCUCGAUACUCAGGAGCUCAACUGCUGCAGAAGAAAUAUAAGGACGUUGAGGGCACGGUGAAGAUGGAGGAGGUGGACGGGGAGGAGCUGGUCAAACAGUUCGCCGAAGAGAUGGAGGAAAUGCUCGGGAGGAAAAUGAAAUCUGUCAAGAGGUUGGCCGAGGCUGCAGAGGACGCUGAUUUGUACCAUGACUACAAUGACACUCUGGAGUUUGAAUACUACAACUCGAUGCUGAUAAACAAAUUCGAUGAAGAUGGAAACCCUUUGCCGCUCGGAGGAGAAUUUCCUUUGGAGGAAAAUGAACAUUUCAACAAACUCCCAGUGAAUGUGCAAACGAGCAACAUACAAGUCCCCACCAACGUCUACAACAGAGACCCGGACAUCGUGAAUGGAGUUUACAUGUCUGAAGUCCUUGAUGACGUUUUCAUCGAAAAUUUCCAGAAAGAUCCAACCCUCACCUGGCAGUACUUUGGGAGUGCGACAGGCUUCUUCAGACUGUACCCAGGUAUUCAGUGGAUCCCAGAUGAAAACGGUGUGGUGACGUUUGAUUGCAGAAACAGAAAUUGGUACAUCCAGGCAGCCACCUCUCCCAAAGACGUGGUGAUCGUGGUGGAUGUGAGCGGGAGCAUGAAGGGGCUCAGACUGACCAUCGCCAAACACACCAUCAACACCAUCCUGGACACGCUAGGAGAGAACGACUUUGUCAACAUUAUAGCCUACAGUGAUUAUGUGCGAUAUGUGGAGCCGUGUUUCAAAGGGACCCUGGUGCAGGCGGAUCUGGAUAACAGAGAGCAUUUCAAAAUUUUGGUCGAUGAGCUUCACGUCAAAGGCGAGGGCAAAGUCACCAAAGCCAUGAAGGAGUCGUUCAAGAUCCUUAACGAGGCCACAGCUUUGGGGCAGGGCAGUCUGUGUAACCAGGCCAUCAUGCUGAUCACUGACGGAGCCAUGGAGGAUUUUGAAGACGUGUUUGAGGAGUUUAACUGGCCUGAAAAACGAGUUCGUGUAUUCACGUAUCUCAUUGGAAGAGAAAUGACCUUUGCUGAAAAUGUUAAAUGGAUCGCCUGCAACAACAAAGGUUAUUACACUCAUGUCUCUACACUGGCUGAUGUCCAGGAGAAUGUGAUGGAGUAUCUGCACGUUCUGAGUCGACCAAUGGUGAUCAACCACGACCAUGACAUCAUCUGGACCGAGGCCUACAUGGACAGUGUGUUGUUCAACACUCAAGCACAGAGCCUGCUGCUGAUGACUUCAGUUGCGAUGCCUGUUUUUAGCAAGAAGAAAGAAACUUUGUCUCAUGGGAUUUUGCUCGGUGUGGUCGGAACCGAUGUGGCCCUCAAAGAGCUCAUGAGGCUCGCUUUGAGAUACAAGCUUGGAGUUCAUGGCUAUGCUUAUCUCAUCACUAAUAAUGGCUACAUCCUGUCUCACCCUGACCUCCGACCUCUGUAUAAAGAGGGAAAGAAACUGAAACCAAAGCCCAAUUAUAACAGUGUGGAUCUGUCGGAGGUGGAGUGGGAGGACACUGACCAACUGCUGAGGACGUCAAUGGUGAAAGGAGAAACUGGGACUUUAUCUUUAGAUGUGAGAGCUUCUGUGGAUAAAGGGCUAAGAGUGAUGUUUCUCAGGAAUAACUAUUACUACACAGUCAUCAAUGAAACUCCAUUUAGUUUGGGUGUAGUGUUGACUGAAGGAUAUGGAAAAUACAUGUUCUUGGGAAAUGUCUCCAUUGAAGAAGGCCUUCAUGACUUAAACGGCCCUGAUCUCACCAUCACCAAUGAGUGGACAUAUUGUGAGACAGACAUUGACCCUGCACAUCGUAAACUCACCCAGCUUCAGGCGGUGGUGCGAUACCUCACCGGGAAAGAGCCUGAUCUCGAAUGUGAUACCCUGUUGUUGUCGCAGACUCUGUUUGAUGCUGUCGUUACGGCUCCUAUGGAAGCCUAUUGGACCGCACUCAUGCUCAACGCCUCUGGCGUCGAUGACGGAGUAGAAACUGCUUUCCUGGGGACACGUUCAGGCCUAAUGAGAGUCCAGAGAUACACAGGGGUGGAAAACAGAGUGUCAAAGUCUUUCCUGACCUCAUCAGACAAAGAGAAUCUGUUCACGUUGGACCAGUUUCCCCUGUGGUACCGCCGAGCCGCUGAGAACCCUGCUGGACAGUUUGUGUACUACAUGCCCAGACAGGACUCCAGAGCUGGAAGAAUCGUCAUCUCCACCACCGCUGUGACUGUCGCCGUGGGGAAGAAAACCGCCAUCGCUGGAGCUGUUGGAGUUCAGAUGACGUUGGAUUCCCUUGAGGCACGAUUCUGGGCCAUUGCAGCUCAGCCAAACGACACAGAUUGCUCGGAUGCAGAUGGGCUUUGUCCACUACGCUGUGAUAGUGUGGAUAUUCAGUGCUACGUGAUUGACAAUAAUGGGUUUGUCCUCAUUUCAAAACAACGCAAUGAUGCUGGCAGAUUUUUGGGUGAGCUGGAUGGUUCAGUCAUGACCACGUUGAUUCGAAUGGGCAUGUUCAAAAGGGUCUCUCUGUUUGACUACCAGGCCAUGUGUAAGAUGCACUCACACUCAGUCAGCAGUGGGCGUCACCUCAUCAGUCCGCUCUACGGUUUGGCCUCUGCCCUAAAAUGGUUCCUGUCCAACUUCAUUCUGUUUCUUCUGGAGUUUAAUAUCUGCGGCCUGUGGCACUCGGAGCACUUUGCUGAAGCUUCGGUCCAUAAGAAAAAAGGGGAGAUCCUGCAGCCGUGCGAGACGGAGUACCCGAGCUUUGUGUACGAACCCUCCGUCAAAGAGACCAACAGCAUCAUCAAGUGUGGACGCUGCCAGAAGAUGUUUGUGGUACAGCAGGUCCCAGACACAAACCUGCUGAUGCUGGUGGUUCAGGCCGACUGCGACUGCUCCAGACAGUACUCGCCCAUCACCCUCAACCCUCAGGAAGUCAAAUAUAACUCCUCGUCUAAAUGCGACAGAAUGAGAUCUCAGAAGAUUCGCAGGCGCCCCGAGUCAUGCCACGCCUAUCACCCUCAGGAGAACGCAAACGACUGUGGAGGAGCUUCAUCCGUGUCUCUAUCUGCAUUCCUCUUUUUGCUUUGUCUCGUCACAUCGGCCCUCGACUCCUGAUAAAGGAUUGCUUCACAUUUCUUCAGACUUUUGAGAAAUGUUCCGAAAAACUCCUUCAAGGACCCCGCAUGAGGUUCAGAACAGCAUCCACA
This is a messenger RNA of Boleophthalmus pectinirostris (great blue-spotted mudskipper), 3526 nucleotides long. It is a transcript of the gene cacna2d4a, whose product is annotated as calcium channel, voltage-dependent, alpha 2/delta subunit 4a. Gene Ontology annotation, cellular component: voltage-gated calcium channel complex. The transcript has 39 exons. The coding region runs from base 105 to 3434 and encodes 1109 amino acids. NCBI's taxonomy places the organism in Eukaryota, Metazoa, Chordata, Actinopteri, Gobiiformes, Gobiidae. The record is from RefSeq and is a predicted model, not a curated record. Gene Ontology annotation, molecular function: voltage-gated calcium channel activity.